AAACGGACAUCGGCCUACGGGCUCGUCUACUCGCCUCGUCAUUCAAAUCCCUCCUCUCUCCGACGGACCCGUGGAGCCCGUCGCGAUUCUACUAGUCUGCAUCCUCCGGCGAGCGAACCGGCGAAGACUAACGCGACGCAGCGAGGACGCACACCACCUGCUCGACGGAAUGCUCCCCUAGGAAGCAACUCAAGAACAGCGAAGCGCCGUCCCUAAACAGCGGAGAUGGACGACCUCCUGGACGACGUCCUUCCCAUCGUCCUCUCGUUCCUGCCAGCACACGACGCGGUGCGGACGUGCGUGCUCUCCCCCCGCUGGCGCCACCUCUGGACCUCUGCGCCCGGCCUCCGCAUCACCGCCGUUGGGGGCUUCGGGAACGCCGACAAGUUCAAUCAUUUCGUUGACCGGCUGCUCUUCCUCCGUCGCCACUCAGACUGCCCCCUGGAGUCAUGCGAGUUCGAUCUGGACGAUAGAGAGUUCGAUUUCAAUUGCAUCUCGUCCUUUCAGCAUGUGUAUCGCUGGAGCCUGCAGUCUGCUUUGGACUGCAAUGUCCGGGUCCUUCGGUGCAGUUUCACGGACACCAACCCCAACUUCCCCAUUGUCCCCGAUCAACUAUCUGAAUAUCCAGAUCCUCUACUCUCCCAGCACCUCACUAGGCUAGACCUCCAUUGCAUCCGCUGCGCUCUUGAUUUUUCGGGCUGUCCAGUGCUGGUGGACCUUAAGAUGGAGUAUUGCAUUACACAUGCUGGUGAAAUGGUGUCUCCAUCCUUGCGGCAGCUGAGUAUGAUCUGCUGUGAACUCAACAUGUGGCAUCGUACUCAAAUAACCUUACCGAAUCUUGUUCGCUUGGAAUUUGUCAAUUGUUCUGGUAGACUUCCAUUACUUGAAAGCCUGCCAUCAUUGGAAAUGGCUGUCAUUAAUCUUGGGGAGUUUUCUGAGGAUCGGUGUUCCAGGAGCGCGUCAGGCUGUCUUGAUGACGAUCCAUGCUAUAACUGUCGUUUUCAUUUUGAGUUCAUUGCUCAACGCGGAGGUAGCCACUUCUUCCAGGGUUUGUCGCGGGCUAAACACUUGAAGGUGUUAGCUUACUAUGAUGAUGCGUUCAUUUUUCAAAGAGAUCUGAAGUGGCGCCCUACAUUCCCCAUGUUAAAGACUUUGAUACUCGACGACUGAUGUUUGCAUGCUGACCUCAGUUCUGUGAUUCAUUUUAUCCAACACUCGCCAAAUCUUGAGAAGGUUACUCUCAAGCUUCUUGAGGAAUUUGAUUCUUCAAUGGUGACAGAAGGAGAUAACAAUUUGUCGGAAGAAACAUUUUCAUCAGACCAUCUUAAAAUGGUAGAAAUCAAAUGUUUAAAGGUUGAUGGAAGAAUUGACAAAAUUCUGAAGAUCCUGAGUGCUUGUGGCAUAUCACUGGAGAAAAUCUACAUCCGACAGACCAAUACAAGUUCCGGAUCUGAAUGUUCUAAUUUUGUGUGCACGGGUUCCAGCUUCAACUAGAGGUUUCAGUUAUGCUUGUAAUGUUCUGAAGGAAACAGAGCUGCGGAGAUUUGUCUUUCUAUACUAAGGAAAUAGAGAAGAUUUGCACUGUUCAUGGAUUUAUGAUGAAUGCUGGCUGUCCUGUUUUGAAACCUCAACGAGUGAACUCUCCUCCUUUCCAAACGCACGUUGCAAUGUUAGGAGCUUCUGUUGUUGUUGCUUGCCUGUGAUGGUUUCCUGAUGAAUGUUGACUGUCUAGAAACACAUGUUGCUAUUUUAGGUCUUAUGAUGACUUGUGCACUAACUGCCAAAGAGAACUUAUCAUAGUAGGGAUGAAUGUUCUAACACUAUUUCCUUGUGGGGCUUGCUUGGCUGUGAAUGGAUCAUGGAACAUGCUUUGGA
This is a messenger RNA of Hordeum vulgare subsp. vulgare (domesticated barley), 1875 nucleotides long. RefSeq names its product F-box/FBD/LRR-repeat protein At2g26030-like. Bases 226 to 1170 code for a protein of 314 amino acids. The record is from RefSeq and is a predicted model, not a curated record. The transcript is spliced from 6 exons. Gene Ontology annotation, molecular function: protein binding. NCBI's taxonomy places the organism in Eukaryota, Viridiplantae, Streptophyta, Magnoliopsida, Poales, Poaceae.